AUGGCCUCCACCUGCGAGGUGCCGACAAAAGCACGUGGGGGCAAGUUCUCCCAAUGGGUUUCAAAGCAAGUUGUCGACGAGCAGGUUCCAUCGAUUAGCCCCUCAACACCACCAGCUCUCUCUCCAUCAGACGAGCCUACGGAAAAGGAACCCUUGGCUCUGAAGCCCAUGGCAAAGGAUGAGGAGGAGGCUUUCCGGCAGUACAUGGAUAAAAUUGGCGAGAACCGUGAUGGCACGAGCGCAGGCUUCAACCGCAAGGCAUUCCCCUGGUUCACCCCAAAAGAGCCAGCAAAAGCGCCGACCGUCUCGGCUGAGGUUCUCGAAGCAGCAAUGGAAUUCAAGCCAAAGCCGCGGACUUCGACUGCAAAGCUUUGGGAGGUGGACUCAGAGGGAGAGGAGGUGCCUCUGUGCCCGCGCUGCUCGCUGCCGGUGGGCGAGUUCGCUUACCAGGGCCGUGAGGGCAAGCAAUCGUGCGUGCACACGGAGUGCAUGGCCCAGGUCAUGUCUCAAGAGGCGCAGCGUGAGGAGGACGCACGGGUGAAGCGA
Molecule: messenger RNA, 546 nt
Organism: Symbiodinium necroappetens
Lineage: Eukaryota; Dinophyceae; Suessiales; Symbiodiniaceae
Source: the annotation of a GenBank genome assembly